GAACAAGAUGUAUUUCGGGGAUUGCUCCAUGUGUUCGGCCUUGGUUGGGUCGAGAAGUCACUCCCAUAAAAAAUGUACAAGGUGAGAAUUUUCUUGGUGAGAUGGAUAAAUUGUGUACUCGCCGGUGCGUGGCAUCAUUCGAUUAGCUUGCUAUUCAAGAAAGAUAUGAAGCACCAAAUAAGACCACUUAAUUGAUUUGGCGUGGCAUUGGAACUACUUCACGCACGUUUUGUUCGUCACUAUAGUUGCAAGCUUUCAACUCUAGCCCGUUGUUGCAGUUAAGUCACGUUCUAAAGGCCAAUGACGUUGUUUAUAAACAUGCUUUAAUUCAAUCAGCGGCACUCGUUCUGAUGAUUACAACAUCGGGGAUAAAGAACGACACUUUCGUUUGGUCCGUCAACAUUGAAGUCGGCCUGCUGAUAUUUUCUUCCCAAGAUAUAACAAAGUAUUAGGUUUUGAUGUAAACUCGAAUAAUGAUGAUGUCGAUAAAGCAACUUCAUUUCGAAAAUUUCAUCCAACGUUUGAUUGUGAUGAUGAUGAUGAUGACGCAGGCGUUUUGUGAGCAACAACCUUGUUCGAAUCGUCUUCAUCAAUUCUUUGGCUCAGAAAAUAGAAUCCUCGAAAACUUUGUGUACCGGACGAAAUCCACAUUCUCAUAUAUUAAUUGUGGAAGAGACUGCAUCCUGGAUCCGAACUGCAAGUCUUUCAACUUCCUCCCAUGCCCGAACGUAUGCGAGUUGAACAACGACACAAGAGCUAAACAUUUUGAAGACUUUCUUGAAACUCAAGGGAGUGUCUACUUUGACUCGGAUGAAGAAACACCCCUCUUUUCUGUGAAGCCUUCUUUUGGUUGCUACAGGAGUUGCAAGGAGCUUUUGGAUGCAGGUUUCAAUCUCAGUGGUAUUUAUACACUCUACCGAGAUGGUCUUAGUACCGAUGUCUACUGCGACAUGGAAAUUGAUGGUGGAGGAUGGAUCGUGUUUCAGAAACGGCAAGAUGGUAGUGAACACUUCUACCGAAAUUGGACCGCGUAUAAAACUGGCUUUGGAGACCUAUCGGGAGAAUUCUGGCUCGGAAAUGACAACUUGUUGAAGUUGACCUCUGAUGACCCCAAACAAAUAUGGGAGCUACGAGUUGAUAUAGCUGACUGGGAUAACCUGGUAGCAUUUGCAAAGUACAACAGCUUUAAGGUUUCUGGUGAGAAGUACAUUCUUUAUGUUGGGGAUUUUUGUAUCAACAGUUCUGCUGCCGACUCGCUUACCUAUCACCACGGUAGACCUUUCACCACAUUUGACAGUGACAAUGACAGGUUAGUUGAAGACAACUGUGCAAGGAAGUACGUAGGAGCAUGGUGGUUUAACAACUGUGUGCUAUCACACUUGAACGGAGUCUACUACCAAACUGGUGAAGUUGAAAAUCAUCAAGGUGUUCUUUGGAGUGUGGAGAAUUAUUGGAAACAGAACACAUCUCAGAAGAAUUGCAGCAUGAAAAUACGUGAAACUCAGACAUGAUUGUUUCAUUACUGCAGCAUGCUUUGGUAAGACUGCGAUUCUUACUGAUGAAGACCAAAUAAAUGAAACUUUGGACUAAAGUAUUGACUGUACAUGUCUACAUAGUGUACACCUAGUCUUCACCUCAUCAGCUUUUACAUUCAGAAGUGAACUUUGCCGAGUACCAGUGUAGAUGUAGAUGUACAAAUGACUUGAACUGGAACCUUAGGAAAACAGAAAUUUGAGACGUUUCAUUUGUUCUUGUUUGUGCUAGAUGUGAGAAUUGUUAUAGACUACUCAUUUUGUUCUUUUAGUUGACAGUCUCUUUCAAUGUUAUAAUCUAAAAGUAUUAAGGGAGUAAUUAUUUAAGAUAUUAUUCAUAAUUAUGUUACCUUUGAUCAGUUUUUCGAUAACUAUUAACAUCUGCCAAGACAAGCCCAUAUUUCUGGGCCCAAUUUCAUUGAGCUGCAAAGUAGAUUAGCAUAAC
Messenger RNA from Asterias rubens (European starfish), 1977 nucleotides. Its product is annotated as ficolin-2-like. The coding region runs from base 474 to 1511 and encodes 345 amino acids. The record is from RefSeq and is a predicted model, not a curated record. Lineage: Eukaryota; Metazoa; Echinodermata; Asteroidea; Forcipulatida; Asteriidae. The transcript has 2 exons.